Messenger RNA from Prorocentrum cordatum, 773 nucleotides. The record is from the annotation of a GenBank genome assembly. Lineage: Eukaryota; Dinophyceae; Prorocentrales; Prorocentraceae.
GGCUCGAGGCCGGGCGCGGGCUCGCGCGCGCGCGAGCGGUCGGAUCCGUGGACGCAGGAUGCCGCGCUGCCUGGCCGCCGCCCUCGCCGGCGCCCCCGACGGCGCUGCGGCCCUGGACCCCGGGCCGCCUUGGCCCAGCGCCUGCAGCCGAGGGGGGCGCGCUCGCAGGCCGGCGCGGGAGCUGCUCGCGCCGCCUCCGGCGGAGCCCGGCCUGCCGCUGCAGCCCAGGGCCGCGCGCCUCGGCAGCUUCCUCGAGAGCCGGGGGCCCGCCACGAGGAGCAGCUUCCUCCUGGGGAGCCUCCUCGGGGGCGGCGAGAAGGGCUUCGCCGGCGGCGGGGGCCAGUAUCACCCGAGCGCCUGGCGCCACCGGCACAACUACUUCCUGGACAGGGGGAUGAAGUUCAUGGUCAGUUACAGGUCCCCGAUGAUAGGCGGCACGGACCUCUUCGACCCAGAGAAGUUCGGCUGCUAUGAGAAGCGGGGCUCGCAGGGGCCGAAGCUCCUCCGCAGAGCUGAGUUCGGCAAGGAGUGGUGGGUCCACCCCUCCUUCUGGUUCCACAGCAGGUUCCAGCGGAUCGGGGUGCGGCUGCAGGACCUCACCACUGGGGAGCUCAGGUGGGACGCGAUCUACGACAUAGGCAGGGCCCCCCACACGGCGAAGCAGGAGGAGUACGAGGAUGGCUGCCAGCCCGGCACCGGCACCGGGCUCUGCGCGGAGGAGCGCCCAGUGGGCGGGUCCAAGCCAUAUUUCCAGCCCGACUGGCGCCAGCGCC